AUGACCUCAGCGGCCACCGGGGAAUACAAGUGUGAAGUGAUCGCUGAACACCCAUCCUUCAGGACGGAGACCCGCUCCGUCUUCAUGGUGGUGCUGGAGCCACACAGAGAACCAUACAGAGAACCAUACAGAGAACCAUACAGAGAACCACACAGAGAACCACACAGAGAACCAUACAGAGAACCACACAGAGAACCAUACAGAGAACCAUACAGAGAACCAUACAGAGAACCACACAGAGAGCCAUACAGAGAACCAUACAGAGAGCCAUACAGAGAACCAUACAGAGAACCAUACAGAGAGCCACACAGAGAACCACACAGAGAGCCAUACAGAGAACCAUACAGAGAACCAUACAGAGAACCACACAGAGAGCCAUACAGAGAACCACACAGAGAGCCAUACAGAGAACCAUACAGAGAACCAUACAGAGAACCUGAGAACCAUACAGAGAACCACACAGAGAGCCAUACAGAGAACCAUACAGAGAACCAUACAGAGAACCACACAGAGAACCAUACAGAGAACCAUACAGAGAACCAUACAGAGAACCAUACAGAGAACCAUACAGAGAACCAUACAGAGAACCACACAGAGAACCAUACAGAGAACCAUACAGAGAACCACACAGAGAACCACACAGAGAACCAUACAGAGAACCAUACAGAGAACCACACAGAGAACCAUACAGAGAACCAUACAGAGAACCAUACAGAGAACCACACAGAGAACCAUACAGAGAACCAUACAGAGAACCAUACAGAGAACCACACAGAGAACCAUACAGAGAACCAUACAGAGAACCAUACAGAGAACCAUACAGAGAACCAUACAGAGAACCACACAGAGAACCAUACAGAGAACCAUACAGAGAACCAUACAGAGAACCACACAGAGAACCAUACAGAGAACCAUACAGAGAACCAUACAGAGAACCACACAGAGAACCAUACAGAGAACCAUACAGAGAACCAUACAGAGAACCACACAGAGAACCACACAGAGAGCCACACAGAGAACCAUACAGAGAACCAUACAGAGAACCAUACAGAGAACCACACAGAGAACCAUACAGAGAACCAUACAGAGAGCCACACAGAGAGCCAUACAGAGAACCACACAGAGAGCCAUCUUGAGGAGGAGGUUUAUCUGGGUCUUCAACAUCUUAAGUCGAUGUACAUCGGCUUACGGCAGGAUUCGCCAUUAGCUCUCAAGUGGCCACUUGUAAACCCGCUCAUCUUUCCCCAAUCUCGCCAACCUAGUUUACCUUCAGUAAACAGUUUACGAUCUCUACAGUACUACGACAUCGUCAACAACAAUACGACCCUAAAGAGCUAA
This is a messenger RNA of Procambarus clarkii (red swamp crayfish), 1338 nucleotides long. The record is from RefSeq and is a predicted model, not a curated record. NCBI's taxonomy places the organism in Eukaryota, Metazoa, Arthropoda, Malacostraca, Decapoda, Cambaridae.